This is a messenger RNA of Argiope bruennichi, 4747 nucleotides long. It is a transcript of the gene ASPP, whose product is annotated as apoptosis-stimulating of p53 protein 1-like. NCBI's taxonomy places the organism in Eukaryota, Metazoa, Arthropoda, Arachnida, Araneae, Araneidae. The coding region runs from base 328 to 3372 and encodes 1014 amino acids. The transcript is spliced from 15 exons. The record is from RefSeq and is a predicted model, not a curated record. Gene Ontology annotation, molecular function: p53 binding. Gene Ontology annotation, biological process: regulation of apoptotic process. Gene Ontology annotation, cellular component: nucleus.
UCGGAGGCAGAUCUGAUCGCAUAUGUCAAUAAAAUCGCGGAGAUUGGAAUACCUCGGUGAUCUCUGGGUUUAAAAAUUGACAUUUGAUCAAUAUUAUAAUUGAAACUGAGUGAAUAUACCAAAAUCUAAAUCCAGGAUAUAUUUCAUUGCACAUUUGUGUCUAUAAUUGAGAUCUGAAAAGGAUUAUAUACAAAAUUUUAUUCCCGGGCAUUUACUACACGAGGAUGCUCCUCUCUGAGGCUACCUGUUCCAGAGAUGGGUCGUGAGACCACACUUCCGGAUGUGGCAUUUUUGCCCACCAGAUGUCGCCACUAGCGUCACCUCGUGAUGAUCCCGGUGAUUCUGGCCGUUCAUGUAGACAAUGGAAAGUGGGUGGACGUUCCUAUCACCCCCGACACCAAGUGUCGAGAUGUUGUCGAAUGCUGUCGAGAGCCCAGCGACGAAUUAUGCUCUCUUGUCCAGACUGCAGGUCUCAUAGAACAAAUUGUGCCGGAGGAUACAUACAUGAUGGAUCUUCUUAACCAGUGGGGAAACAGUUGGCCCGCUGUCACUUUUCAUCUGCAGUACAGCGACCCCGUUGAGAAUAUCCGCAGUUUGGGACCUCAUCAAUUUCCCCACCCCACUAUGAAGGAAUACAGAACUCGGCAUAGAAAGCUUCCUGAAAACAAUGAACUGAGCUUAGCUGACUUGCGCCAGAUGGCCGCACGUCAGCAGCACCAAAUAGAAGCCCAUCAACAACUAUUGGUCGCCAAAGAACAACGCCUCAAAUUCUUGAAGCAGCAAGAAGCCCGCCACCACCAGGGUCAGACUGCGCAUGCGCCCGACGGUGACAGGUUACGCCACCUCCGGGAGAGGGUGGAACUACAAGAGUUGAAACUUCGGCGGCUUCGGGCACUCAGGGGUCAAGUGGAACAACACAAAUCCAACAACUCUAAUCUAGGUGCUGAAUUGGAAUCGAUUCGAGCUCUGUUCAAUGAGAAAGAAAAAGAGCUUUCGAUGGCGGUGGCCAAAGUGGAGGAGCUCACGAGACAGCUCGAAGAUGUGCGGAGAGGGGACGUGACGGGGUUGAAACAUGGGACCACUCCGUCCCCAGCUGCCAUGGAAUUUCAGAAGUUGAAGAGAGAGCUUCUGUACCGAUCCAAACUGAACGAGCAACAAAACGCCCGGAUAGCUCAGCAGAGAGAAACCCUGGCGAGGCGGCAAUCGGAAAUUUCUCAGAUGGACCAAAGAAUCGCCGAAUUACAACAGCGGCUUCAGAGGAAACGACUGCUCAACCAACAACUCAGCAGCCAACUCCACUUGGCCACUCGGAGCCGACCACGGACCAACAUCGCCGCCGUGGAGCCCCUCAAAAGGGCCGCCCAGGAAGUCGAACUUAUCAGAGACGAUCUGAAAGUGCCCAGUGACACAGAGUUCACUCCCAACAAGAAAGAUCCAAAAUAUCAAACGCUACCGUACAAUACCAAAUUUCCUCUUGGCAAUAAUGUUGACAGUAAUCAAAAGACAGUUCACAUAAAUGGUAACGGAAGCGAUGAAAAGCAACAUAUCCUGCAGAAUGGUGGACCGCCACCAUACCCUGAACCUCCCAGUGUCCAUUCGUUACCAAAUAAAUCGUUGCAACCUCGAAGCACUGAUGCUCUGUCGCCUAGACCUUUUGUAUCGGCGUCCAGCAAUUCAGCUGCAAGAGGGCCUCAACAAAGGAUAACAACAACAUCAUCGAAUGGAAUCACAACAGUAUCAGGGAGCACCAGUGUCAUUACAUCACAACCCAAAUCUAAUUCUAUCGGACCUCCAUCGACGGUACGAUCCAAAACUCCAGUGAGCUUUCCUAACCAUCAAGUUAUUCUUCCUCCAACAGUGAUGACCUCUGGUCAGUCAGGGAUCCCGCGAACCAUACCUCAGACUCCGGCAAGGCAGCAUCCUGCGCCGAGUUACAGCUACGCUCGAGCAAGGAGUAACGAAAACGCGUUGGCCAAUCAAAAGCCGGCUGUUCCUCCGAAACCUGGAACUCCCAGAAAGCCAGUUCUCCCACCACGCCAACUUCAUGGUGCUGUGCACACUCCACCUAAGCCAGACACUGUGGAUCAGGCUCUUUCUGUUUUGAAAGGCGAUAUUCGCAGUUCUGACAGUCAACGGCAAGUUCCUCCAACAAGUCUGCACCAACGCCUCGCCCCAUCAGUGUACGGACAUCACCCUCUAGCUAAAGGCGAAUCAUCAGACGCCAGCUCUAAUUCGACCGAAAAUGAAGCUCGGAGCUCUCCGCAAAACCGUCUUCCUGUCAACGGCAAUAUCACCAACCACAAUGCAGAAAGCAAUAACGUGCACAUAUCGCUGAACCGGCGCAUUGGCAUGCCGCCCGCCUUUUACUUCCCAGAGAACCAGACCCCUCCCUCCGAUUUGAAUGGAACGGACCCUUCAUCUAUGGCCAAGCGCCGGCCUUUCUCGCAAGAAGAGAUGCAACUGCUCAAGCUGGAGAUACCGUCAUCGGAAAAUGAGAUGCAUUCGCCAAAAACUUCAUCCAAUAGCGUGGCUGAGAAAACCAAAGAUCAAGAUAUCAAACCUUCAUCUCCAGAAUCCCCCUCUGAGCAAUCGGGGAGCAGUUCUGUGCAGUCGUCGUCCCUGUCACCCGACUCCACGGACCGGAGUGCAUCGGACAUCGAACAGUUCUCGGACAAACCGAGUGUCGGAGCGGCCAUGCGCAGAGUUAAGAAAGGAAACCUGAAGACCAAAGGGGCCGCCAAAAACCCCCGACGCGUCAGCUUUGAUCCUUUGGCACUUCUUUUGGACGCUGCGCUUGAAGGAGAAUUAGAGCUUGUCAAGAAGACUGCAAAAGAAGUCCCAAAUCCAAGUGCAGCGAACGAUGAAGGAAUUACGGCUCUCCAUAACGCCAUUUGUGCCGGCCAUCUAGAGAUUGUGAAGUUUCUGGUGGAAUUCGGCUGCGAUGUGAACGCGCAAGACAGCGACGGAUGGACACCUCUUCAUUGUGCAGCCUCAUGCAAUAACCUGGCAAUGGUAAAGUACUUAGUAGAAAGAGGCGCUUGCAUUUUUGCCACGACGCUCAGCGACCACGAGACAGCGGCUGAGAAAUGUGAAGAGGACGAGGAAGGUUUCGACGGAUGCUCUGAAUACUUGUACAGUAUGCAGGAGAAGCUGGGCAUCCUGAACACCGGCGUAGUGUACGCCCUGUACGACUACGACAGUCAGAACCAGGAUGAGCUCUCCUUUAGGGAUGGCGACCAGCUGGUCGUGCUGAGGAAAGGAGACGACCUGGAAAGGGAGUGGUGGUGGAGCAAACUCAACGACAGGGAGGGAUAUGUGCCAAGGAACUUGCUUGGGCUGCAUCCUCGAGUAACAGUUAAAAAAGAACAAUAGCAGUAGUAUUUCAUUCGUCUCACUACUCUCAAGUGACCUUGAAAGCAGUUCGAGAUGCACCCCCAGAGCUUCUGUGAAGCAUCUUGCACCACAAAAAGGAGGUCUUUUAUGUCAUGGAUAUAUCAUCAUCAUUGCUGGCAUAUCUCUCAGCUCUAAUCUAUCAGAGCUGAAAUGAUAUAAUUUUUUUCUUUAAUAAUUUUACAAACGCUAACCUAGCUGUUGUGUCUAGGAUUUAGAUGUUUGCAACAUUUACAAUGUUACUGUGCAAUAUAUCUGUGUGAUGAAAGCAUGAUUUUUUUUAUUAUUAUUUUUAAAAAAUAUUUUAAGAAGAACUUAUUAAAAUAUAUUGUUUUAUGAAUUAUUGAAAAAGUUAGAUUAUAGGAUAUCUUUUAGCAUUGAUUCUAAUAUCAUAUGUGUGUAGUUUAUUCCAACAGUUACAAAUUUCAAUUAUUGAAAUGUGUUUAUCCAAUUUUGAAUAUUGUGUUUAUUUCAAUUCAAGCAUAUCAUAUUGUGCUUACUUCAAAAACAUAUCCUGUGAAAUGUUCCUUAAGUUUGUACUCAAAUUUUAAUUUGAAAACAUAUCAUCUACAUAAAUUUUUUAAAUGUUUUGGAAAAUGUGAAAAUUUGUAGUAAAAUAGGGAAAUAAUAACUAAGCUUAGUAUCAUUUUAGCUAUUUACUCGGUGAUUAUUAACAAUCACAGAAAAUUACUUAAUUUUAAUUCAUUUUUCACACAUUUCGUCUGUGGCAAAAAGAUUACAACUCCAUUUUUGUGUGUGUGUAAAAUAUGCAGUUUUUGUAUGAUAUAUGUGUAUACAUAAAUUGUUUAGAUAGAAGCAAUAUUGCUUUCUUUUUUUCCCCCAAUCUUUAUUUUGUAAGAUGCAAUACUUUCCUAGUUUAGGGUAUGACCCAUUUUUCUUUUGUAAUAAAAAUCAAAAUAAACUACUAAUUUUUAGUAGUAAUUUCUAUUUGUAAAUUUAUUUGUUAUUAAGUACAAUUCUAUUGAUUCAGGGCUCUUUUUUUUCUUCUUGAUAAUGAAUAAAAUUGUCAUGAAUUAAAAAAAAAAAGUUGGCUUAGAGAAAAGACUUUAGCUGCAUUGAAUAUGAAUGAAAUGAUUCAUUUUAUUUUUGAAAAAUCAUACAAUAUGCAUGUUUGUAACAUAUCAGUGUAAGAGAGUGUAGUGUUAACUGUACCUGCGUAAUUGUACAGCAUUUCUGGAAUAUUUUGCAUGUGUACAUACUGCUGAUAUGUUAUCAGAACAAAUAUUUUUCUAUAUGCAUCUAAAUAGUUGAGUAAGUGUACAUAUGUUUUAUGAAGACCUUUUGUUAGGUAUUCCGUCCAUGCUAUAAAGUGUUGAAUAAAGUUCGUUGAAAAAUA